This is a messenger RNA of Saccoglossus kowalevskii, 2945 nucleotides long. RefSeq names its product matrix metalloproteinase-19-like. The record is from RefSeq and is a predicted model, not a curated record. NCBI's taxonomy places the organism in Eukaryota, Metazoa, Hemichordata, Enteropneusta, Harrimaniidae. Gene Ontology annotation, cellular component: extracellular matrix. Gene Ontology annotation, biological process: proteolysis; extracellular matrix organization; collagen catabolic process. Gene Ontology annotation, molecular function: zinc ion binding; metalloendopeptidase activity.
GACACACACAGCAUGAACAUAAAGUUACUCAACAUUUCUGGUGGUGCAGUGCGCAGCGACAUAACAUAUAGCCAGCUUUCAGUCGUUGCCCUUAGUUUUAUGCCGAUUUAAACAUCCCAGUAUACAACAGAUUUUAUCUGUAACGGAGGUAACCUACUAGAAACCUGACAGGGUAGCUUGGACUAGUGUGUACACCAGUGACACAGUGAGGACCAUAGCCGUGCAUUGGGGGCAGUUCCAUACAUAUCCAUCGACGAUGGAGAUACACCUUUGUCUUAUUUUAGCGGUGUUCGUGAGUUUCAGCAACGGUGCCCCACAUGACACGGGCGACUCGAAAAUUAGGGACGAGAGGGCUGCUCCGCCGAUAGGAAGGCCAAACGCGAACCCAUUGAAUUACUUGGAAAAGUUUGGAUACCUGAAGAAAUUAAAAGAAGGAGUACAACACGACGAUAAAUCAACUAACGCCGCUGUAAGAGCGUUUCAACGCAUGGCAAAUCUCGAGGAGACUGGAAAUAUGGACGAAAAAACUAUUGCCAUGAUGCAAGCACCUCGAUGCGGUGUAGAAGACGUUGUGGGCUCUGGCAGGAUAGACCAUGACAAGAAAACCAAAGCUACCGGGAAAUCGAAAUUUGCAGAUCGUCGUCGCUCGAAAAGAUAUACGAUUCAAGGUUCUAAAUGGUCUAAAACCGAUCUAACGUACAAAUUCUACAGUUACACCAACCAAUUAACCCAUGGUCAAGUAAGAAGCGCCAUCUAUCGGGCGUUCCAGCUAUGGGCAGAUGUCUCCCCUCUCACGUUCACUGAGGUGGCGUCUGGAGAUGCAGAUAUCAAUAUUGAGUUCGCCCGAUGGACUCAUAGCGAUGGUUAUGCAGCUUCGUUUGAUGGACCAGGAGGUACUUUAGCGCAUGCGUAUUUCCCAGAGAACGGAGACGCCCAUUUCGAUGACGAUGAAACAUUCACAGUGUACUCUGACGAGGGUACCAACCUAUUCAUUGUAGCAGCACAUGAGUUCGGUCACAGCUUAGGACUGGGUCAUUCCAACACCCAGGGUGCAUUAAUGUAUCCAUGGUACCAGGGCUAUGUCCCUGAUUAUCAGCUACCACAAGAUGAUAUUAUGGGAAUUCAAUAUCUAUACGGUAUGCCGGACGUGUCCCGUCCCGAUCCAGAUGAGGGUGGAGAUGGAUCUAAACCAACAAAUCCGGAUACCGAACUUCCGGAAAUAUGUACAGACCCCUUUGAUACCACAUUAAUGGGUCUGGAUGGUCGUACGUACGCCCUCCGCGGCAAAUACAUAUGGAGUAUAAACCAUAACGGUGUUGACCAAGGCUAUCCAGUUAAAAUAAAAGAAGUAUUUAAAGGCAUUCCUAGCAAUAUCAACGCCGCAUUUACUUCAAGAUGGACUCAGAGAACCUACUUCUUCAAAGGUACUCGUUUUUGGCGGUUCUACGAUAAGACGCUGGAGGCUGGCUAUCCGAAAUCUAUCGAAGGUACGGGUCUGCCUUCUAGUCCUGAUGCGGCCUUUGUAUGGGGCGGAAACGGUCGGGUGUACAUAUUCAAGGGGAAGAAGUACUACGUUUGGGAUGAAUACUCACAGAAAAUCGUGAGCGGAUUUCCCAAGAAAAUACGAUCACAGUGGGGUGGAGUUCCUAGUAAGAUCAACGCCGCCCUCCAGUGGGAGAACGGAAAGACGUACUUCUUCAAAGGCGACGACUAUUGGCGUUUUAACGACGCUACAGGCAAAGUUGACGAGAAUUAUCCCAAAUCCAAGGCCAAAUACUGGAUGGGUUGUAGCGGCUCUAGUCCUUUCGAUAAAAUAAUUGCACCACCGGAAUAAAGUGUCGUGAUAUCCCUGUAUUGUAGAAACAAUCGCGAUGUUUCAAAAGUUUACUGCCUUACUCUACAUUAUUAAGGCCAGUAGUAAUUUGUACUACCUCAGCCCCAACCACGCCUUUCUUUCUGUUUUAUACUAAAAUUGUGCGCAACAUACAUAUAAGUAAGGCGUAUACACGUAAUAGGAGAUUUGUAUGAAAAUCAUAUAGGUGAAAAUUAUGCACGAUGUCAAAACUAGAUUUGUAUCAAAUUGUACUUUUACAGCAGGAAAGUCGUCACCUGCGCACGCGUCAGAUGGCGUGUCAUUGUCUACAAACAAGCGUAUGUCUGCGUUUUUAGCGUGUGUUGUUAUCUUCGCUUGGGUCUCAAUUCCCGCGCGUGCGCAGGUGACGACCCUCCCGCUUUAAAUUACUGUCAGUAUUAUUUGUCUGUGUAAUUUUAUAAACAUUUUUUGUAAAAAAAAAUAUAUUACUCUAGUACGAAUAACUUUGCCUUUAUGUAAUGUCGAUUUGUCACCUGUCUUGUAAAUUGAUACCCGCAAUACAAUACGUUUUUCAAAAUACGUGUACUUUCAAUAUAAUUUGUACAGGUCUAAAAAAACCAUAGAGACAAGUUUAUAGUCAAUCAAAUUGCUCCAUCCGCAUCACAUGACUUUCUUUUCAGAAAGAAGCGAUCUUAUUUCUUUUCUUACGAGCGCGGUUAUACUAUGAUUAUCAAAACAUGUUCAUGUGGUCACACGGAUUUUGCUACAAUUCUUUGUACAGUAGUGUGUUAUGUGACAACCCACACACCAGGACAUAGUAUAUCAUGAUCUAGGUGCUAUAUUAUAUUAUAACAGCUUAUACUAUUUCUUGAAACGUUGUGUGGAGCACCGAUCAUUAAAAACGUAACCGCAUUGACAAUUCACAUAUCUAUAUCCGUAUCGCCAUUUGAAUACUGGCUAAACUAAACUGAAUCUCCAUAGUAACCAGUUAACAGAAAUGUCAAAACGAUUGGUAUUACAAAGAAUAUACGAUGAUGAAAAUCGAUGUAAGUCAUGCCUUAAAAGCAUUUUAUAAUUGAGCAAGUUAUAUAGAACCAGAUAAGCAAUAAAUCGAUAUACAAUAAUUGGGUAA